Messenger RNA from Miscanthus lutarioriparius, 489 nucleotides. Lineage: Eukaryota; Viridiplantae; Streptophyta; Magnoliopsida; Poales; Poaceae. The record is from the annotation of a GenBank genome assembly.
AUGGUGAAGACGACGACGAGGGUCGCCGACCUCACGGACCUCGACCUCCAGGCCAUCCUCCUCCACCUCACCCCCGCCAACCUCCUCCGCGCGGCGCUCGCCUGCCACCGCUGGCGCCGCGCCGCCACCCGCGCCCUCCCUCGCGUGCCGCCCCUCCUCGGCUACUUCUUCCACCCCAAGGGCCCCUCCAAGCCGCCCCCCAUGCCGACGUCGGACAAGACCCACCACCCCGCCGUCAUUCUCCCGCUCGACGCCUCCUCCCCGCGCCUCUCCCUCGGCGCCUCUCCUCACCUCACCUCGGCCUGCCAGCUCCUCCUCCAUCCAGGACGUCCACCUCGUCUUUCUCUCUUCGAUGCCUCGACUCCUCCCUCGUCUCUCCUCGCACCCCAAGUCGCUCCUGCGGGGCAUCCUCGGCCUCGUCUUCCUCCUCGACCCGGCGUCGCCCCGCCGCGUCCUGCUCCCGCCGCCACCGCGCGACGCGCUGCCUGA